GCGCACGACGAGGAGCUGGCGCUCGCCCACUGCGGGGCCGGCGCGCGGGCCAGGUCGCUGACGCCGCGUCCGCGCUCCAUGCGGGCCGCCUUCACCGACCGCAGCAUGCGCCUCCGGGACCAGAAGCAGGGGAGCUGGGUGCCAGUCGAGCUGGAGCAGACGGACAGCGCGAGGGUCGGCGAUGGCAAGGACUGCGAUAGCUGCACGUACUGCGACCCGUACUCCAUGGUCCCCGCAGGCUGCAGCACCGAGAAGUUCAACAGCCGCACGCAGUACCUCGACCGGCCCCACUGGGACAACGACAACACGAGGUUUCGCAGCCUGGUUAGGGAGAAUGGGUUCACGCACGCGAUGGCCGAGUCGCACGCUGGCAACAGCAUGUACAAGGCGAUCCACUGCCGCGACGACGACAUCGCCGCCCGACCAGAGGUGCAGCACGAGCGCGAGCUGCUGGACAGGAGCAUCGGGCGCAGGGGCAAGUGCGGCCUGGGGCCGUCGUCCAUGAUGAGGUCCGCCUCGGUGGACGGCGCCGCGGGCGCGUACAGCGCGAGGACUCGCCGUUAUAGGUUACAGCAAGAUCCGGCAGGAGAAGCCUCAGGCUGA
Messenger RNA from Prorocentrum cordatum, 603 nucleotides. The record is from the annotation of a GenBank genome assembly. Lineage: Eukaryota; Dinophyceae; Prorocentrales; Prorocentraceae.